Botrytis porri is the source of this 1005-nucleotide messenger RNA. RefSeq lists its product as uncharacterized. Gene Ontology annotation, molecular function: oxidoreductase activity, acting on paired donors, with incorporation or reduction of molecular oxygen; monooxygenase activity; iron ion binding. NCBI's taxonomy places the organism in Eukaryota, Fungi, Ascomycota, Leotiomycetes, Helotiales, Sclerotiniaceae. The record is from RefSeq and is a predicted model, not a curated record. The coding region runs from base 1 to 1005 and encodes 334 amino acids. The transcript has 2 exons.
AUGCGUGUUUGGGCGGAAACAGGCACACCAGUGGAUAUACAUCAAGAAAACAAAGCACUAUUUAUGGAUCUUACGAGCGCAUACUUGUUCGGUCUCAAAAACAGCUCGAGCUUUAUGGAUGGUCCUGACAAGAAAUUGGUUCUACGGAAUUUUGAGCUAAGUCUUGGUGGGCUAUUCUGGAGACUCGAUGUUCCUAAUCUUACGAAGUGGAUGGGUUGUUUUGGCAUGAGUCCGUUGGAUGAAGGAAUAGCUUCUGCUUCCCAAGUGAUGGAAGACUUCGUUCUCUCAAUGGCCAACCGAGCACGAGACACUCUUCAAUCUGAAGACGCUAACGAGAUAGACUCGUAUCCAACUGUCUAUGGACAACUACGCCAAAAGCUUGAGACUUCGGAAACAGUUUCUGCAGAGCAAAUAUACACAGUGGUUGCUGCAGAAAUGCUAGAUCAUAUCGCAGCUUCAUAUGAAGGAUUAUCGAUCACGGUAAGCUAUUUGAUGACCGAGCUCGCUCGUCAUACAUCUUUCAUCUCGCGUCUCCAGAAGGAACUACUUUCUGUAAAUCUGGACACGACGCCUUCGCAACAAAUCGAUUCUUUACCAUUACUAAAUACUAUACUUAUGAAGACACUAAGACUCUAUCCUGCUGGUCUAGGAGCAUUUACUCGUCAAGUUCCGGAAAAGGGCGCUAUGAUUGGAAAAUACUCUAUACCGGGCAGUGUUACUGUCAGUGUAUCUGCAUAUACUUUACACAGAAACUCGGACGAAUUCCCCGAUCCUCUGAAGUGGAAUCCAGAUAGGUGGUUGGAUGCGUCUCCAGAGGCAAAAAAAACAAAUGCUACGAUGGCACUGGGCUUUUGUGAUGAAAGCGGUCAUCGUAGCAGUUUUCAAAGAAUUCAGAGUGUAGUAGUGCCGGAGACGAAGAUAGAGCAAGUGGAAGAUUUUACAGGACAUCCCGCAGACUAUAGUCUUAUGCUAGCAUUCAAGAAAGCAGGUACAGGCAGAUCUUGA